Sitodiplosis mosellana (orange wheat blossom midge) is the source of this 5363-nucleotide messenger RNA. Its product is annotated as ubiquitin conjugation factor E4 B-like. The record is from RefSeq and is a predicted model, not a curated record. The transcript is spliced from 9 exons. Gene Ontology annotation, molecular function: ubiquitin-ubiquitin ligase activity. Bases 1168 to 4785 code for a protein of 1205 amino acids. Gene Ontology annotation, biological process: protein polyubiquitination. NCBI's taxonomy places the organism in Eukaryota, Metazoa, Arthropoda, Insecta, Diptera, Cecidomyiidae. Gene Ontology annotation, cellular component: ubiquitin ligase complex; cytoplasm; nucleus.
UCGCUUUGUCAUUUUCUUUUAUACCAACAAAGAUUCCUUGCCAAAGAACAGAAUCACCUUGAUUUCGUCUAAAGCCAAACGAGAAUUUCGCAAUCUAUUUAUUCGUUCUUGAUUAGAAAAAAAUCAUUUGUCGACUUAUGUCUCUCUUCUGAAUCAUAUGCACGUAUCAUAUCGUCGGUGGAUUGGAAUAUUCCACUCCCUCACCAUCGGAAUCAUAGAGCCAUCCUUUUGAUCAGAAUUAAUUGACAGUUUGGCAUCGAUGCUGAGUAUAAAUAUUGACCAACUCUGCGGUUUAAAAUGCAAUGUAAUGUCAGAUUCUGAAAUUUCGUUCAAGUUUAUUUGCGCUAAAUAACUCGUUUAGCAUCCACGUGAAUCGCCAACUCGUUUAUCUGUUGUCCGAAAUCGGUUGCCAAAUUAAAACUCAGAAAUCAGUUAGAAACAUUUUGAAAAUUCGCUAUUUAUCAUUUGUUUCGCGUCAACUUCAUAGUUGUUGUGUUGCAAAAACAUCUGAUACAAAGAGUUCGUGGUUUGGCCACCAGAGCACCGCAUACAUACUCAAUUAGUGUGUGAUAUGAGUGUAUUUGGCGUAAUGUCGCAUGCACACAUACACAAUAAACCAACAAAAAAAUCAUAACAAAUGGAUUGGUAUUCGUUCAGUAUCAUCAUUCGUGUGUCAAAAUAUUACAAAGCAGAUUUUCUUUUCGUUCAUAUUUGUUCACUUGGCUCUCUCUCUCAGUGUGUUGGCUAAAGUAAAAAUUGAAGUUUUGAGUGUGUAGCACAUAAAUAUUAGUUGUAAUCGUUUUUAUAUGUUCAAAUUUAAAUUUAAGUAAAAAUGAAAAAUUGAAACAGCACAUUUGGCCAACUAGUUUGUCAGAAAAAAAAUGUACUGAGAGCAGAGAAAAAAAAUUUGUCGUAUGAAUCGAGCAGAGAAGCAGAUAGCGAAGAGAAAAAAAAGAUCUCCCAGUUCUGUGUGUCGACUUACAUUGAAGUGAGACAAAACUGAAAGUCAUUGCGAUUACAAUUUUUUCGGUGGCGUGUUGUGGUUAGCCUUUGAAUUUUAAUUGCAAUUGUGUAAAAGACAGGGAGAAAAAAAACACGGGAAAAGUGAAGGAAAUUUACAUUUACGGUAUCGAGCAGAAGAGACAGUGCGUGUGAGAAGACAAAGAAAUGAGCGAGCUAACACCAGAAGAGAUGCGAGCACGUCGCUUGCGUCGUCUCGGUUUGAUUGGUGGAGAUACAUCGUUGACGGCCACAUCAUCGGCCGAUAAUCCAUCGCACGCCAAUACCACUACUGCUGAACUGACUGAAAAUCUUGCCAAAUCCUCAUCAAAUACUGCCGCUAAGAAUAUGUGUCCAGAGUUUGAAGAGCGCGAUGAAAAUCAGCAUAAGCAAAAAUUACAAAAGUUUGACAACGAAGUCGAUAUGGAAUUUGCACUGAACAAUAAUGAACCGUUGAGUCUGCGCAGCUCCGAUGCUAAAACAGUAUCGAAUCACUUAACACAACGAUCUCGUUUGUUGGACGAAAUUGAAAAGCAACGCAUUGAGAAUAAGCUCAAUCAAAAUGAAUCGAAACCGACUGAGCUUACACGCCAAGACGUUGACAUGGAGUCGGAAUAUAAUGCGCCGAACAAAUCGGCUGAAGGUGAUUCGGGUAUUGAAAAUAUGGAAACUGAUGAAUUGCCAGCCGCUGUGGAAUCAUCAUUGGUCACAAAAACACCGAUUGUUGAACUGGUUGUGCUGACACCAGAAGCAAAGGAACGCGAAGCCGAGAUUUGCUUGUCACGUAUUUUGGAUGCAUUUUGGCUUGAUCACUGCGAAGGUUCGAUUAUCGUUUCGGAAACGGCUACUUUCUACAAGGACAUCGUCAUUGACGAAGAGUAUCCGAUUCAGUUUGAUGAUUUUGCGUUUCAAAUCAUAACCGAAAUUGUGGCACAGUAUUUCGAUGGGAAGCGCAUCGAUUUCAAAGCGAGUGGAAGCGAUUCGACAACCAAAAACCCCUUGGCCGGUGUGGCAGUGGCAGGUGAAUCAGAACGAAUGGACACCAACGAAACGAGUUGCUCGACGACACCAAAUUUAAAACCACACAAUUUACCCGAUCACGGCGCAUUGACUUACUUGAUUCAAUCGUAUUUGCGGUGCCGUCAUGAACAAGAACGAUAUAGCACCGCUAGAAGUCGCCAAAAAUUCGAUUCGGUCGUUCUUGACGUUGUGGCAAAAGUGAAAAAGUUGCUGAUCUCAAGCGCCAAGCUCCUAUUGAACGGAACCAUGGUCAAACAGCUUCGAUCCAGUACACAUGCACAAACGCAUCGUUCAAUUCUAUUGAAGAUGAUGUAUGACGAUGCGGUGCCAUCGGAUUUUCUGUGCUUACUCAUCGAAGAAUCGCACAACGAACCGAAAAUAUUUGCCAAAAUUUUCGGAACGCUCAUACAAAAUCUGUAUGUGGAUAUGCAGAGCCGUGUUGUUAGCAAAAACAUUGACACAUCACCCAUUAACAUUUUGAAACAACUACUCGAAAUCACGAUCAACGGAAACAUUCGGCCAAUGUGUAAUUUGGUCUGUGGCCUACAGAAUUUCUGUCCGACUUUGUGCACCGCUACACAAGGUAGAGAAAUUGUUAAGGCAAGCUAUUUGGGACCAUUCUUAUCGCUGUCGGUCUUUAGCGAAGAAAAUCCAAAACUUGCCGAGGAUGUCGACGAAAACUGGGAAGAAACUUUUGGAAACAGUUUGCGAAUGCACUUGGACCAAAUGCGAAGCCAAUUGCAUUUGAUAUUCCACAGUUUGGUUCGAAGUCCCGAAAAUCGUGCUCAGGUGCUAAGAUUCCUAUCGCAAGUGCUGCUGAGCAACGAGAAACGUACACAAUUUCAUUCGGAAGAGAAGAAACUGGGUCGCGAUGGUUUCAUGUUGAAUGUUAUGUCUGUGCUACAAAAGUUGUCAAUCAAAAUUAAGUUGGAUCGUGUCGAUCCAAAGUAUCCAUUCAACAGCAAAUCAUUGAUAACCAUUGAAAAGGACACAAAAAUCCGCUUCGACGAUACGGAAUACAAGAAUUGGGUAUCGUCAGCAAUCAAUACUCGGAAUACGGACCCCAAUCCACCAAACUUUUCGACAGAAUGUUGGUUUUUGACGUUGCACGCACAUCAUUUGGCCAUCAUGCCAGCCAUCCAACGGUACAACAAGCGUUUGCGUGCAAUCAAGGAAAUCCGACGCAUGAUCGAAGAACUGAACAACACCAAAUCACAAUGGGAAAACUCAAUACAUCGCAUGCGAAACAAUCAACUCAUCGAACGUUUCACACAUCAAUUGAAAAAAUUAAACAAGGCGAAAAAAUGCUGUGAUGUUGGUCUGUUGGAUCCGAUCAUUAUCGACACCUGCAUGACUUUCUACAGUUCAGUUUGCGAAUUUAUUUUGUAUCAAAUGGAAGGUCGCGAUGUGGAUGGAUUGUUCAUGACAUCGAUUCGACCGCAACAACUCAAGCCAACGGCUGUUUUAUCCGCGUUGCCGGAAUGGUAUGUCGAAGAUAUCGCCGAUUUUAUUCUCUUCAACAUGCAAUUCCGACAGGAGAAAAUGUUGACACUGUUCGAUGACUCGAUUAAAACAUGGAUAUUGACAUGCGUUUGUGCACCACAAUGCAUUCGCAACCCAUAUGUGACGGCUAAAUUGGUUGAGGUUUUAUUUGUUAUUUCGCCCAGUGUCCAACCAAAUUCAGGUCUACAGUUCUCCGUUAUGAAUCAUCCACUCGUACAGACGGAUUUGGUUGGUGCUCUCAUGAAAUUCUACACGGAUAUCGAAACAACAGGCCAAAGUACUGAGUUCUAUGAUAAGUUUACUAUACGGUAUCACAUAAGUCAUUUGUUCAAAACAAUGUGGAAUAACCCAACACAGCGUCAGGUGAUUGUCAACGAAUCAAAGAAUGGUGCACAGUUUGUAAAAUUCGUGAAUAUGCUUAUGAACGAUACGACAUUUUUGCUUGACGAAUGUCUCGAGUACUUGAAGCGAAUUCACGAGACACAAGUAUUGAUGAUGGAUGAGGCUGCGUGGAAGGCAUUAAGCUCGGAAAUUCAACAAUCACGUCAACGACAGUUGAUGCAAGAUGAACGCCAGUGUCGUUCAUACUUGACAUUGGGUAAAGAGACUGUUGAAAUGUUCCACUAUCUCACCAUUGAUAUCAAAGAGCCAUUCCUUCGUCCGGAAUUGAUUGACCGUUUGGCAUCGAUGCUGAAUUUCAAUAUGCACCAACUGUGCGGUCCAAAAUGCAAUGAUCUGAAAGUUCGUUCACCGCAGAAAUUUGGUUGGGAUCCACGUGGAUUGCUCACCCGUUUGUUUGACAUCUAUCUUCACUUGAGCUGCGACGAAUUUGCCGCUGCCAUUGCUGCCGACGAACGUUCGUUUGACAAAAACUUUUUCGAACGAGUGGCCGUUCGCAUCAACGAAAUGAAACUACGAUCUUCGGUGGAAAUCGAACAAUUCCGAGAUCUCGUUGUUCGGGCUCAUGAUAAAUACGUUGCCAAUCAACAAAUCGAAGACGAUUACGCCGAUGCUCCCGACGAAUUCCGUGAUCCUCUUAUGGACACGUUGAUGACUGAUCCGGUAAUUUUACCAUCGGGCAAUGUUAUGGAUCGUUCCAUUAUCACGCGUCACUUGUUGAACAGCAGCACCGAUCCAUUCAACCGGCAGCCACUAACUGAAGAGAACCUCCGACCAGAUAAUGAACUCCGUGAACGUAUAUUGGCCUGGAAGCGUGACAAACGCGAAAAAACAAUCCAACUCAAUCCAAACGAUAAAUGUUAAAAAAAAAAACUCAACAAACAAGCAUCAACCAAUUGAAGAUUGAUUUAAAACAUUGGUAUUAGAAUUAAGAAAUCGUAUUUGAAAAACAAGAAAAUCGCUACAGAGAGAGAGAGAGGGGGGGAGAGGAUUCUUCUAAGUCGAUUGUUAUACUUAAGUUAUUAUCACAUACAGAAACAAACAAACAAUAGAUUUACUGAAUCACCCGAACUCACGUGUUAAGUUAAGCGAUAAAAAUACUAUGAAUCUGGUUAAAAACCGAACCCCUUCAAAAUUACUAAUUGUGUAUUCGAAAACCGAGUUUAAAACGUGAACAUUGCAAUCAUUACAAGAAGAAAAAAACAAACAUUAUAUUUCUAUUACGAUCCAUCCAAGAACCGCGCAUAUUUUUUCAUUUGCUUCGAAUUUUUGAUCGGUUCCAAAAAAGAAAAAACGCAGUUUUUUGGUCCUUCAAAGAAAAAAUUCGAUUUAUUUUUCACACAACUUUUUUGAGUAUUUUUCUUUCCUUUAUUUAUGUUGUAAAACAAAACAAAAGAUGGAACACACAGAAGAAAAAAAAUUAAAACGACUAUAAACGUAAA